UCUCUCUCUCUCUCUCUCACUCUCUCUCUCUCUCUCUCUCUCUACAGGAGCAGCACACCAGCGCUGCAGUGUCAACCCUGAACGGAAGGCUACAGGGAAGGCAGAGCCGAAGCAGGGGAACUCAGGGAGACCGACAGCAGCCAGGACAGCAGAGUCAGGCAGCUUUAGACAGAGUGAGGCAAUUGAGUGAGGCUGCAGAGUGAGGCAGAUUGAGGCAGCAGAGUGAGGCAGAGUGAGGCAGAGUGACCACGCUCUCAGCCAGGAGCCAAGCGUGCCUCUUAGAGCUCCUGUUGACAUCCCAGUGGACACGCGAGGGGGAACGCUCAACACCCUCAGCCUGCCCUGCCCAGCCCGGGAGGAUCCCACCCUCCACCUCCACUUUGUUCCAGCCCCCCGGGAGAGCAGGAGACCCCCCUCCCCUUGUCCCCCGAUACAGCUGUAAGGGCCCUCUCUCCAGCCCCCUCCAUUUCAUCCAUCUCCUCACCUGUGCUCCUGGAGGUGAUGUCCGAGGAUGCCUGCCGCUCCCCGGUCGGCCUGGACUGCUGCAGCUGCUGCCUGGACCUGGCCAGCGGCAGCGACUACCCCGGGACCCCUGCCGGGGCCAGGGGGGGCCCGCCGGGGUCAGGGCCACCCGGCAGCCCCCUCAGCCCCAGCGUCAGCCACUUCCGCCAGCUCCGGGAGCAGCUGGUGUACGAGAACCUCAACGCGGACAAGCUGAGGAGCAUCAUGAGGCAGGACUCCCUGGAGGCGGUGGUCCGGGACCCCUGCUUCUUGCUCAACGAGGGCAUCUGCAACCGCAACAUCGACCAGACACUGCUCUCCAUCCUGCUCUUCUUUCACAGUGCCUCUGGUGCUAGCGUUGUGGCCAUUGACAACAAGAUUGAGCAGGCGAUGGACCUGGUGAAGAACCACCUAAUGUACGCAGUGCGCGAGGAGGUGGAGGUCCUCAAGGAGCAGAUCAAGGAGCUGGCAGAGAAGAACCACCAGCUGGAGCGGGAGAACAGCCUGCUGAAGAACCUGGCCAGCCCCGAGCAGAUGGAGAAGUUCCAGCUGUGCGUCCCGGCCAGCGAGCUGCUGACCCUGGACAAUCAGUCCAGCCAGUCCACGGGGGGCUCGGGGCACCACCGCCACCACCCGUCACAGCUCCUGCUGCAGCCGGCCCCGCCGUGCCCACUGACCCCCGGCUCUGCUGUGUGAGGGGCCGGGCUCCGGGCGGGCCGGGCCCCCGUCCUCAACAGCAGUAGCGGAGCUCCGCACGGACGGCGCCGUCCAGCGUUGACGCGAGUUUGCCGUUUUCGUACCAAAGGGCAGACCGACCCUCAGGGGACAUGAAACCCUUCCACCCGAAGGGGAGGAAAGGAAAGGUUUCUGCGGCUGCCAAACCCCCCCCCCCCCACCCCGCCCCCCCCCCCCCGACUCCUCUCAGAGGCAGGACGGGGCACUGACUUGUUGACAUUUGGUUACAAACAAAAGCACAGGCCGAGCACUAAAGACGCUUUUUACUGGUGCGGACUCAGGCCCGACAUCGGACCAUUUCCAACUCUUUGUUUGUCCUUAGUCACUCUUGCGUAGACAAAAGCGCUGGGAGGAGGAAUUGAGUGGGAUGACGUUGUUGACUGCAGCGCCACCACAGCGCUUUCUCCGGGACAGAGAAAGCCCCCCCCCCACCCCCCCCGCCACCACCACCACACCUGCUCUGAAGCGGGACGUGGAUACGAGCUUGGGCUGGCCCUGCUGGUGCUAUCUUGGAAGUGAGGGUUUCCGGGAGUAAAAAGAUGACAGGGUUCCCGCUUUCUUUUUGUCUCCCUCCCCCCUCCCCAUCUGUGGAUUUGUCCCGACGAUUCAAAACGAGAACAAUACCCAAGUUUCAUCUUUUCAUCUUUUCAUCUGAAUCCCGGUGCUCGACGUGAGCAGUUCCGUUCAGGAAUGUUUCUGUCGUAAUACGAUUGAAUUUCUCUGUGUAGACGUGUACAUUGUAAACCAUAACGACGACAUUAUAAAACAAAGGCGGAGGAAGUGGAGACCUUUUGUAGCCUAGCAUGCAUCCAGUUUGUAUGAAUGCAAUUAUUUUAUCACUGGCAAGUGGUGCUUUGCAAAAAAGGAAUCAAAUUAUAACUUUUUUGUUUUUGGUGAUUUCUGAUCAAAGAUGUUAAACAAAUAGGACCCUUGUACAUUAUGCUGUAAAGAUGACUAUUUUUGUGUUUGGGAAGAGGUGAAAGGCAGACGUGGUCACCCUGUUUGCCUGGCUCUUCUCUUCAAAACAAGAAGAACUAGAAUCUGCAUAAACGUGAUCCUUCCUGAGUUGAAUGUGUCGGGGAGAGGCCAAGGGAGCGGCCAUUUUGUGGUCCUUCUCGGCUGCAGAUGCACUCCUGACUUUACCAGCAUCACACCGGUGUAUGUCUCCUGUUACAGCUUUUAUUUUGAUUAUGUGAACUUGACAACUACGGCAUGACAACAGUGCCUGUACUUUAGUAAGAGCGGAGAAGAAAAAGAGAAAAAAAAACUGUUUUCACACUGAACUCUUGUAAUGUUCUAGCUACCAAAGACUUCACCUCACACUCUCCCAAAAACUAAAGAAAGCCAAGCGAAACAGGAGCAUGUGUUAAACACAGACAGUUCACAGGGAUGCGUCUUGUUAGCUCGAUAAAAGCUAAAGUGUCUAUGUUGUGUAAAGAUAACGGUGUUGUUGCUGUUCUGUAUCCAAGGAGACAAAUGUUCACUAUGGUGUAUGGAUACAAAUGCACAUUUGCAAUAAACCUUAUGUUUACAUAAAUUA
This is a messenger RNA of Gadus morhua (Atlantic cod), 2776 nucleotides long. RefSeq names its product TSC22 domain family, member 3 (gene tsc22d3). The coding region runs from base 502 to 1197 and encodes 231 amino acids. The record is from RefSeq and is a predicted model, not a curated record. NCBI's taxonomy places the organism in Eukaryota, Metazoa, Chordata, Actinopteri, Gadiformes, Gadidae. Gene Ontology annotation, biological process: regulation of transcription by RNA polymerase II; negative regulation of activation-induced cell death of T cells. The transcript has 3 exons.